Saxophila tyrrhenica is the source of this 1068-nucleotide messenger RNA. RefSeq lists its product as uncharacterized. Bases 1 to 1068 code for a protein of 355 amino acids. Lineage: Eukaryota; Fungi; Ascomycota; Dothideomycetes; Mycosphaerellales; Extremaceae. The transcript is spliced from 2 exons. The record is from RefSeq and is a predicted model, not a curated record.
AUGAAUGGUUCUUGCAGUGGCCGUCCGAAGGGUCCUGUCAGCAAAGACGCGGUACGCAGAGACAUGGACAAAUUCAAAGGCAUUGCGAAAGGAGGGUGGCAUCCAUCAGGCGACCGUCCGAUAUCUCGCGAGACGUGGAAGUCGGACGUCAAAGGCAUAGCGACGGGGAAGAAGAAAGACCCAUAUGAGGACGCGCGGAACCACCAAAGCGCACCGUUGACGAGCCUGAAAGAUCCAGAUAGCUUUGGAGCACCGCCAAAGCAUGCUGGGUCAUUCGGCAGUACUCCAGCGACGCCCUCAUCGCCAGCACGACCGCAGCAGUUAGGUGGAUGGGGCAGUGUUGUCCCUGCUUCAACGCCCAGACAACAGCAGAAGGAAGAGGAAGAAGUGGCAAAGGAACCCUCAGGGCCAUAUAGAACGGACACUACGGGGCUUCGAACGGACAAUCUUCCCAGGCCGCCAGGGAGGAGGGAUGGUGCCGUACAAGCGCCGCCUACACCUCCCCGUCAGACGUCCAUGGCUUCUCCGCCACCGGCAUUACCGACGAGACAAUCUCAGUCAAGACAGCCUCAGUCGAGACCACCUCAAGCGGCGCAAGCACCAGCACCAUACUUGCCCCCAAGAAUGACCGAGAACCCGGACGAAUUUACCCCACCACCUCCGCCGACGUACAACGAAGCCACGCAGCCGGAACAGCGCGAUCCUGCUUCACUUAAUACUGGCGCAAUCAACAGACUUGGUCAAGCCGGGGUGUCAGUACCGGGCUUUGGGAUAGGAAGCAACUCUACUGGAGCGUCGUCUACACAAUCCCCUACGAUUACCGGCCACACCGGGCAACUCUCAGAGCUACAGCAGAGAUUCUCGAGGAUGAACACGGGAUCUCAAAACCAAGCUCCGAGUCCAAGCAGCAAUAACACCGCCGCCGCCGCUGCCCAAAAGAAACCUCCACCUCCGCCACCGAAGAAGGCUGGGCUUGGAAACGGCAACAACGGCCAGCCUUCAUCGAGUGGUGCUGGUAGUGCUCCUCCACCAUUACCAAUGUCGAGCAAACCGCGUCCACCGACUUGA